Messenger RNA from Homo sapiens (human), 1174 nucleotides. RefSeq names its product ribosomal protein lateral stalk subunit P1 (gene RPLP1). Gene Ontology annotation, cellular component: cytosolic large ribosomal subunit; ribosome. Lineage: Eukaryota; Metazoa; Chordata; Mammalia; Primates; Hominidae. Gene Ontology annotation, molecular function: structural constituent of ribosome. The transcript has 4 exons. The coding region runs from base 132 to 476 and encodes 114 amino acids. The record is from RefSeq and is marked reviewed. Gene Ontology annotation, biological process: translational elongation.
CCCCUUUCCUCAGCUGCCGCCAAGGUGCUCGGUCCUUCCGAGGAAGCUAAGGCUGCGUUGGGGUGAGGCCCUCACUUCAUCCGGCGACUAGCACCGCGUCCGGCAGCGCCAGCCCUACACUCGCCCGCGCCAUGGCCUCUGUCUCCGAGCUCGCCUGCAUCUACUCGGCCCUCAUUCUGCACGACGAUGAGGUGACAGUCACGGAGGAUAAGAUCAAUGCCCUCAUUAAAGCAGCCGGUGUAAAUGUUGAGCCUUUUUGGCCUGGCUUGUUUGCAAAGGCCCUGGCCAACGUCAACAUUGGGAGCCUCAUCUGCAAUGUAGGGGCCGGUGGACCUGCUCCAGCAGCUGGUGCUGCACCAGCAGGAGGUCCUGCCCCCUCCACUGCUGCUGCUCCAGCUGAGGAGAAGAAAGUGGAAGCAAAGAAAGAAGAAUCCGAGGAGUCUGAUGAUGACAUGGGCUUUGGUCUUUUUGACUAAACCUCUUUUAUAACAUGUUCAAUAAAAAGCUGAACUUUACUGCUGUUGGUCUUGUCCAUAGUUUUGGAAUGUGCUCUGCAAAAAUGGUCUGUUUUGUAAUGUUGGCUUUCAGCCUAUUCUGCCAUGACACAGGCUGGAUUUUCCCUGCCACCAUUGCCGGAUGUGAGAUUUAGACAAUCCUGAUGCUAACAAGAAGGCACCUCAUGGUACAGUGUUGAAAACUGCACUGGGGUGGCAGGAGGAAGGAUCAGAGCAGAUGCUUUGUCCAGGUUACCUGUGUAAACUUGAUGAUUAUAAGGUGUGUCCCCUACACUGGGGGUGGAGGGUAAUACAGACCAGCUUUAGAAAGCCUCCUGGGUAUUUACCCUAUACAACCCUGCCUAAGAACGAACUUUGACGUAUGCUGAAUGUUGACUGCUACAUCCCAAGGUUGUAAAAAAACAAGACUUAGCUAUGUAAUGUCUCACCAAAUGUUUGGGAGUUUUAUGGUAACACUGAAGGAGUGCAGAAAGUUUACUUAAUAGUUUAUUAAGGUCUCCAGUUACACAAAGUGGAAAAAAAAAAAGAUUCAAACCUGUGUUCCAAAAACUAAGAGCUUUUUUUGUUUGCCAAUUAAUAAUACCAUGAAUGGAAUUUUCAACUUUUCAGGCUUGGAUUUAUAUAAUAAACCGUGGGUAUUGUGUGUUCAGAGCAGCUAA